GGGCUCGCGCACCUCUGAUGAGACACCUUGCAGAGCGCGUGCGACUAACAUGCGAAGAUAAAAGAAAUGCUGUUGGACACCAGCGGCGGUCUCACUAGUCAGGCGGUGGUUGGAAUCUGAAACCAGUUCGACAAGGGGGACAAAUAACGAGCCAUGAAAAAACACCUGAGCCCCACGAAGCAGCAGCAUGACCACCACCACCAGCCGCCGCCCCCACCGACAGACAUCCCGGCUGCUGGCGGCGAGUUGACCGUAAACGAGCUCAACGAGCUCCUCUCCGACGGCAGCGGCUUCUACAACCUCCCCACCCAGCACUUCAAUGAGGUCUUCCCCAGGAUUUACAUCGGGAACGCGUUUGUGGCCCACAACCCCAUGCGACUGCAGAAACUUGGUGUGACACAUGUCCUCAACAUGGCAGAGGGCACCUCCUUCAUGCACGUCAACACCAGUCCAGAGAUGUACGCCGGCACUGGGAUCACGUACCAUGGCAUUCCAGCCAACGACACAAAGGGCUUCAACCUUAGUGCCUUCUUUGAGGAGGGGGCUGAUUUUAUAGACAGAGGACUAGCACACCAUAAUGGCAAAGGGAAGGUGUAUGUGCACUGCAGAGAAGGCUACAGCCGCUCCCCGACCAUGGUUGUUGCUUACCUUAUGAUGCGCCACAAAAUGGACGCCCGGACAGCUCUCGCCACCGUGAGACAGAAGAGAGAGAUCGGCCCUAACGAUGGCUUCCUUCUCCAGCUGUGCCAACUUAAUCAGAAGCUGGUGAAGGAGGGUAAGCUGAACGGAGAGGCGGGCAAAACGAAGACCAAAUGAAAACAGGAGAGAUGUGUGUAGGACCGGUCUCUUCCUGCCAGGCAGAUCGCACCCUAACCAAACCAGCACCCGUCUAACAUAUCAGGGGUACAAACAUGCAUUUAUUGUGUAAAUACCUGUCCUUCAUAUGUGCACAAACAGUUUCAUUUCCCAUGCUCCUUUUUAUUAGUCCACACUUCACUUUCAGGCAGAUUUUUCUGCAAAUCUUUGCUCUAAAUUUAUAUAGUUACAAACUUACCUUCCUGAGGCAUUUGUUUAAUUCCCACAAGUUAACAAGACAAACACCUUACCCUGAUUUAUAAAACACCCUUACAUAUUUGUAUUUAACAGAUUAUAGCACAAUCAUUCCAUAGUUUUCCACUGCCGGAAUGUCAGUGAUGUCUCUGUGAACAGAAGUAAAUUUCAAAAGGAAUAAUAAAAUUCCUUAUUAAUAAAAAUGUGUGACCAUGGACAAAGAGUGCAGGAAGAAUAAUCCCAAACAUUCCAUAGAAACUACAACAGAAAUAAAGACGCCCAAACUUAAUUCUUAAAAUACUUUAUCUUCCUUCUGCUGCUUUGUGGCAGAUGUUUCAUGCACAAAAAAAGCAAAACAAUGAAAUCCACUUUCUCACUCUCAAAUGCAUCCAAACUUUGGCUGUAGCGUUUCAGUUUUGGCCUCUAGCUUGACAACAUUGGCAGUGAAAGUGUUUAUCCAACGAGAACCAGGAAGGGUUGAGAUAAUUAAAAAUAAUGAGCUGUGCGUGUUACUCACGUUACAGUUGUGUUUGUGAGUAUGACAGAUAUUCUUUUUAGUUGGAUUGUGAGGUCUCCAUGGUAAAAAGGUUGAAAGGCAAUAUCUAUUUCAAUUAUACUUUAAUCAAUUUUAAUUUGAUUAAUUUCUAUGUGACGAAAUUAAUAUUCUCCAGUUGAAAAAUAUUCUCAGAUAUACAACGUGACAUUACUUUUUAUGUGGCCAGCCUUUUGAUUGCAAAGGCAGAUAAAGUAAUCUCCAAGCUCUCUGCAGUAUUAUAAGCCAGUUAAAGGUUUACAUUUUUAGUUUUGUGUAAAAUCUCUGUAAUAAAUUUGAAAUCACAGUAGAAUGAUCUGUCUUCAAUGGAGGGAAAUUUUCUUCUCUACAAAUUCUUGUUGUACUGAAGUAAAGUGAAAGCAUAGUUUAUUGAAAGGGAAAGUUUACAGUUCAUUAUAAUUUUUUUCCUUUCGCUUCUUAAGAUGUUGCACAAUCAGGUUUUAGAGUUUUGUUCCCUCCUUUAAGUAAACUACCAGGAUGAAACUGCCACGGUCUAAACCCUGAUUAAUUUGCUCAUCAACCAUUCUGUUUUAAUUUUUCUGCUACUUAGGUUUAUUGUCCAGUUGAUGAACCCGUUUGAACCAAGGUUUGCGUUGCUGUUUGCGUCUUUGUGAGUGGAGGCAAAAACAGACAAGAUUUUCUCUUUUAGUAUCACUAAGAUUACGUCAACGGAAAGCAGACUUCUCCAGUAUUUUUCACAUUGCUUCAAUGAUUUAACAAUGUUGAAUCUGUAUGCUUUAUCAAAAUACCAGAUUAAAUUAAUCUUAAAUCAAGGUUUGUCAAUAAAAGAGGAGAUUAUAAGCUUUAUUUUUCACAGUGCGAGGCCCAAUAUGCUGUCAUAAGGGAGGUUCAAAAAGCCAAUCUGAAUCUAGAGGCCUUUCAGUGUCAAACGUAUCAGCUGGGAAGGAUGCCAUUGGCCUUCAAUCGAGAGAGUUUCUGUCAUCACAACAGAGUAAAUCCACUGCCAGUUCCCCGACACAGCCCUUCAACCACUAUCAUAUGCCACUUUUUCAUCAACACCGUUUAUCACAACACACCCACACCUUCAAAUGUGUGCCACACAUGCACACACAAACACACACUUCCUUUGUUUGUAUGCACUAAAGCAUUGCAAUAUAUGUCAAUACCCUAUCAGAUAUAUAGAAUGUAAUCAUAUUUAGAAUGACUAAUUCAGCAGUACUCGUUAGGAAACAACCUCAGUUCUAUAAUUCUUUGCAAAUGACUUUGCAUUUACAGCAUUAGUAGACAAAAGUGUAAAUUAUUUUGUCCAGGAAAGGAUGAUAUAUACCAUAGAUUACAGUGAAAUAUGUAGAGAAAAAUCUCGCUUCAGUAUGAAAGUCUGUGUCCAGUAAUUCAGAUUAUAUAAAACUCUGGCGGGACAAAUAUUAAAAUGACUUUUUCACCUCAUUAAUGCCACUAUUAAUUACUCUCUCAAUAUAUCUGUAUACAUCUGAAUAUAUAUAUGUAUACUGUAUAUACAUAUUUAAGUGUUGACAUAUAUGAAUGUACAAGCAAUGUGUCUAUAACUUGUAGGUAUUGUCAUUAUGUUCUUUAAUAUCAUGCUAUAUUUGUAUAUGGGUCCUUCUGCCAUUGUCACUGUUUUAACAACAAAACUACAUGUUCAUUAAUAUACAGAUAUGCAUGUCAAGUGCUGUAUAAAUGUGAUAUUUUAACCACUUUAUUUUAAUUAAGGCACUUUCCAUUUUGUUUAGAGAUGCAAUCAGUUGGCCAAAGAUUAUGGGGGAAAUUUGUUAAAUUUUCUGUUUACGGUUUGAAUAUGUUGUACUCUAAUAUUUAGAGUUUAUAAUACUUAGAAGAAAAAAUUAUUUCAAACAGUAAAAUUUCUAAGAACCCUGGAACGAUUAGGAACAUGGUUUGUCACAGUAAUAGAAGUAUUCUUGUUGUUUUAUUAAAGCACCUGAAACAUUUUUUUCUUUUCUCUGUGUUCUCGUACUUAGAUUGGGAAAAAUCAUAUUAGACAUUGGCCAAGACAAGUUUUACUGCUGCAUCUCUCAUAUAUUUUUCUUGUUUAUCACCAUGGAGUUUCUUCAUGAAUUACAGCCACAUGCAUACUAAUUAUCAGCAGGUGUACCAUCACACACAAGAAUGCACUAAUGGCAAUCACCCAUUUAAAUGGUAGUUUUUAUACAUAAGCAGAACAAAGUAUUUUUUGUGCCAUUUCACCACAUUUUCUCUCAUAGUUUGUGCUUAUUACAAAUACGAAGAAAUAAAAAAAUUACAACUUGAAGGUUGUUCACUGUUGAAAAAAUUCAAUCCACACAAACUCCCUUCAAAAAAGUAUAAACUGUAAUGUCACUAGAUUAUUUGACACAGAGCAGCUUUUUCAAUUAUGUAUCUGUCUUAAAUUCAACAAAGUCUUAAGUUACAAUAUAUGAAAAAAAAUAAUUAUGGGACAUUUUUGCAUAAGAUGACCUUUAGUUAAAAAACAAAGCAUCUGUUCAGUCCUGCUGAUAUUCUCACAUAACUGUCGCCCUCUAGUGACACAGAAACAGAUGGUGUAACCAUCUGUUGUCUGUAUGAAUGACUUUUAUUUCACUUUGCAAACGGCAGGUGCACAGGACUUAAAAAUCUUAACUAUUUAGAAACUUGACCACUAGAUGGCUCAUCCUCUUGUUGUGUAUUCUGUCUUUAUUUAUUCAGUUUAUAUGAAAAUUCAAGAAUGAGAGCAUUUCAUCAUCAGCAGCUUUAUUAAAGACACAAAUGGGUCCUUAGAAAGAUAAUUUAAGAACAUUUAAAAAAGAAACGAUCACAUAAAAAAAGAUAAUAAUCACAUAUACAAGUCAGUGAUUUACAGAAAGGUUAAACUGCCAGUGAUUCCACAUUCUGGACUUAAACAUGACUGAGCUGUGUGAAAUAUCUGUUAGUAUCUUGAUGAUGUUGUUUGUAGAAACACGUAAUCUCCACAUAAACCUGUACAUAAGGUUUCAUAAGAAAAGUGGAGACACCAACACCAUCAAAUAACUGACUAGCACUAGUCCAUCUCGUCAUCCAAAGCAGCAUCCUCAUUCCAUCAUUGUAUACCACUUUGAGUUUCUGUAAACUGCUUUGUUUAUACUGUCUUCAUAAGUGACCAGAAUACAGAGGAGUACAGUAUGCUAGAGAGCUACUUUAACUAAGACAGAACACAUCCCAAACUUGCGUGGCAGCAUUUUGGCUUGUGCAUACAUUAAACAGCGUUUAUAUAUAAAUAUAUUUUUACAAUUUGAUUAAUUGGACAAAUAUAUUUGAAUAUUUUAUCUCUAAAUCUUCUCUGUGUUAAAAACUUUAGGUAUGACUUGUAUUCAUGUGUCUGUCAAAUGUGUUUGAAAUGUCAAACACAUUUGGUUCAUAAGAAAAUGACGAUUACAUCAUCUUCUUAUGAAACCUUACUCAAGAAGUGCAAAAUCUACUUUUUGUCGAGGUUGUAUUUAGAGUAUUUUUACUGUUUUGUUCUUUUUCCUUUCACGUUAAAGUAGUGUACCGUUUGUGUGGGUAUCACAGAAAAUACACUGAAGUUUGGCUCUGUAACAUGACAAAAUGUCAUGUGAACAAGUUUAAGAGAUGUGAAUACUUUGCUUUGCACUUUGUGUAUAGCCCCCCCUCAAUGCGCACAACUACAGAAAGGUCAUUUUACAAGCCUCAUGUCAUAAAAAAAAAAAAAAAAAAACAAUAUUUCGACUUCCAAACAUUGACUGACAUGCCCAGACCUGCUGUGAACUCUGACUCAUUAUUGGCAAUGAGGAAAAGCCAGAUAAGAUAAUAUUCUCACAGGGAGUUAAACACGAGUUCAGACUUUGUUGAAUGAGAACAAGUGCAGUUUUACUGUUUUUCCAUCCCGGUAUAUGUACAAGUCAUUCCACUCAACUCUGACCUAUUUCAUAUUUAGUUGUGUGAAAAUGUCAGAGUUGAUCUUUAAAGCUGCUCAUUAGAUUUUUUCCCCCCUCACAUAUGCUUCCUUCUGUUGUUAAAUAGCCAGGAGUCAAGUUUUAAAGUCAAAUUUCUCACUGCAUGGUUUAUUUUCCAUGACUUGGUCAUAAAUUUCACACCAUCAGUGGAGCCUACAUCAUCAUCCAAAAUGCAGAGCACCCACUGUACUGCACAAAAAUCUUUUGAAGAAACUCGCAUGCAUUUCUAGCUGUAUUCCUAAGUAUUUGGGAGUACUGUACACAAAAUGAAAGACAUUUCACUGAUUGUUGCAACUCUUUAAACAAUUAAACAAUUAUAAUCAACUGCUUGCAGUGAUCUGUUGCUUACAAACAGGUCAAGUUUCAAAAACAAAUUUCAGUCUUUUAUUUAACAAACCAGCGUUGUCAAAGUGUAGUCCGCAAAGGCCGGUCUCCUGAAGCUUUUGCAUGUCUUCCUGGCCUGUACACCUUAAUCAAACGAAUGCAUUGUUAAGUCAGUAUUUAGUAUAAUGCAACAAAGUCCUGGUAAGAACCUAAAUAUUCAGUUCAGGCAGAGAUGCAUCUAAAAGCUGCCAGAUACUGCCUCCCUGAGUACUGGAGUUUGACACCUGCAAACCUUUUCUGACACCAGCAAAAUGAAAAAGCUUCCCUGUGACUAGACAUGGGCUGGUAUUAGGAUUUGGAGAGAUGUCGUUACUUCAAUUAAAUGUUCAAGAUGCUGGGAGACCUAAACAAACUACGAAUACAUUGAUUGCUAAACUGAAUUGCUUUGUUCCUAAAUAUGACUUGUAAGAAGUGUUUAUAGCCUAUCAAAAUGGUGUUAGCUUUUUAUUAUUAUCUGCCACAGCAGGCAGCUUGUAUGAAGUGGGUUGUUUAUUUCACCAGUAGAAAUCACCUGUCAGACAUUGUUUGAUUUAAAUGGUACUGUUAAAAAGUGAUAAGUGGCACUCCAGUCUGUCUGCCAUUUUUUUUUUUACCUUAGAAAUUUCCUGUCUUACAGGAAACUCACUUGUUUGGAAGUAUAAAGUUUCCACCUUCAGGCAUCCAACACAUCUUACUAGCUGCUUGAAGUAACAAGUGUGGGGAGGCGAACCUUACCCAAAUAACUUUGUUUUUUUUUUCCUACAAGAUAUAUUUUCACACCGCUUGCUUUAUCGUAUUUGUUUUGCAAGGUGUCUGUACACCUUGUAGGAAAAGAAAGUUUUUGAAAAUUCCCCCUGUACACAGCUGACUGACUCCUUUCAGCAGCAAGCAAGAGGAAGUUCAACACUAUUGUCUGUCAUUCUACUGCUGUCAGUGAACUUUGAAGCUAUAAUAGCAGUGAAACAUUACUAAUAUGUAAAAGAAAAAAAAUUGAACCACUGCUUUUCUUUAAAAAAUAAUUAGAAACUGGAAGCCAGCCCAUGUCUGGAUCCGUGACAAAAUAUAAGAAAACACACACACACGUAUCUUCAUUGUUGGUUCUUAAUGCAUUGAGAAAUAGAGAAACACUGCCGUCUGCUGUUCAGCCCGUAUAUUUGUUUGCACAUAUUACAGUAGUUUCUGAUCAUAUUUUCACAUACGUUUGCCUCUUUUUCCUACAUUCAGCAUAUUCCAUACAUUUGUUUACACAAUGCCAGCAUUAUUUUGUGGAUCACACAAUGUAUUAUAAAGAAUGUGAAAUGCCAUUUUUAAAUAUUAUAUAUGCUGAAUAUACACAAGGCAAUUGUAAAUUGCUGCAUUUUAUCCUCAUAACAGGCCUGUUACAGUGUAAAGAUUGGACAGUGUUUGAAUGUAAUAAGUUAAAACUGAUGUUUUUUUUAAAAGCUUGUGAAGUUAUUGACAUUUGGUUGUAAGUUCUUUGGCGGUUUAACUCAUAUGUACUGCUUUUUUGUACACACUAUUAUUGUGACGUACUUCUUCAACCAUUCUGUUAAAUAUCCUUCGUCAUUAUCUGUGUUGCUUUUGGAUGAGUCACCUACAUGAAUAAUGGUAGUCAAAGCUGGGCCAGACUGUAAUUGUAACUCAUUUGCUUUGCAGAAGAGGCUUGUUAAAUCAAUCAAGAGUAGCCAGGUAGUUGUGUUUAUUAUCACAGAAAAGUACAUAAAUCGACUUAUAAGUAAUUUCCUGUGAUUUUCUCUUAAUUUUGCAAUCCCAUGCGGUGUAAGUCAGCCAUCUGCCGGCCAUAAAAAGCUGAGAUGAUAGUCAAUUGAUAUCUCACGGCAUGGAAAGUCGUCUGCUUUAACUCCUCUAAAUUGUCCAAGAUGUAAUAAUCUCUACCCUAUGGUGCUCUUGAGGACUUCCAAACACAUGCUGGAAAUUACUUACAAAUACUGCUUGGCCCAGGUGACACUCCAUCCGUCGUCAUUUUCUCGCCUUCAUUCUGAUAAGUGGCUUAAAGAAGGCGUUUUAGCACAAAUGAGCCCACUGCCCAACUCUUCUGGAGUCUAUUAUGCGGUCCACUUCUUGUCUCGUUACAUUUCUGUUCAUGUAGAGAUUCUGCAAAAGGUCUUUGUUGUGAUGUUGGAUUGUCUGUAAAUGGGUCUUUGUCAUUGCUGACGUCUCAACAGAAGCAUCACCACCCAUAGCCUUACAGUAAUGACUGAUUUGGGAUACGUUUUUCAGUUUGUGUAUUUCACUUCAAGCAGCUGGAGAAGGGGUGAACCCUUAAAAAGUUGGAUGAUGUUGAAGUGCACUUGAUUUUAAAUUGCUGUGUUAUUUUUCUUACCUUGGAGCAGUCCAUUCUUUCUUAUGUUUAAAAACAAAUAAAUGAAUGAGGUAUUAUCAUC
Molecule: messenger RNA, 8276 nt
Organism: Poeciliopsis prolifica (blackstripe livebearer)
Lineage: Eukaryota; Metazoa; Chordata; Actinopteri; Cyprinodontiformes; Poeciliidae
Gene: dusp3a
Product: dual specificity phosphatase 3a
Exons: 3
Coding region: 154-816 (220 amino acids)
Biological process (GO): negative regulation of MAPK cascade; protein dephosphorylation
Cellular component (GO): cytoplasm
Molecular function (GO): protein tyrosine/serine/threonine phosphatase activity; MAP kinase phosphatase activity
Source: RefSeq, a predicted model, not a curated record